Betta splendens (Siamese fighting fish) is the source of this 1285-nucleotide messenger RNA. Its product is annotated as potential E3 ubiquitin-protein ligase ariadne-2-like. The record is from RefSeq and is a predicted model, not a curated record. The transcript is spliced from 6 exons. Lineage: Eukaryota; Metazoa; Chordata; Actinopteri; Anabantiformes; Osphronemidae. The annotation marks the transcript as partial.
ACAUUUGCUCCUGCACCGUCCACACCAACAGGAAAAAAAGCAGCGCGGCGUAGACAUUGUGCUCGACUAAAUGCGCUGGACAACACUGACUUGUUUGCCCUUCACCAGGCUCAACUUGAGCUCUUCAGACAUAAUCUGAGGGUGAGGGAGGAGAAGCACUACGACCCCAACGACCCUACACUUAAGUUUGUGGAAACAGAGGAUGAAUUAGACUUUUUGUGUGAAGGCUUCACAUCUCAUAGAGCUCUGAUGUCCUGUGGUCACGCUGUCACUCCCACGUCUCUGACCAACUGGUGUCUGAAGCUACUGGAUGAUGGUGAGAGCAGGUUUGUGUGUGGACAAACUGGCUGUAACGUAGAAUGGUCUUAUGAGGAGGUUUGUAAAAUGGCUCUACUGACCCCUGAAGAAAAGAAGCUCUUUGAAAAAGCCAUGAAAUCCAACGCUGCCAGAGCCAACACCAGACCAUGUCCUGGAUGUGAAUCUCCUGUGGUCAGAACCGAUGUGUUUAAUCUCAGAGUUCACUGCUCAGUUUGCUCAGUGAACAGAAGUGGGAGCUAUGACUUCUGCUGGCAGUGUCUGAGGGAGUGGAAGGGUCCUGAUCCACGUUCAGACCGCUGCGACAACGAUGGCUGCUGCAACCAGUCAGUAAAGACGCUGCAGACCUGCCCAGAAAUGCUGCUGGAGGAUGUGAAGUGUCCGUCCAUCAGAGCGUGUCCCACCUGUGGCAUCCUGCAGCAACACGACAAGGGCGGCUGUAAAAAUGUGUACUGUCCUCGCUGUAGGAAGUAUUUCUGCUUUGUGUGUCUCAGUGUGACACAGCUUCAUCAGUGCAGUGUUGCUGCUCCUAGACAGACGUCUGUGCCUGUGUGGCAGAAAAAAUAGUAAAAACAAGUAGAAUAUGAGCAUUCAGACAAUUAAGGCAGUUCUUAAAGUAUCAAACAUUUAAUUUUUCUCUUCCUUGUGCAAUGUGAGAUAUUAAAUAUUUAGUCAAAGUUAGCUUUAUUUUCAAUAUCUCUUCAUGUGCAUAUAGGGUAAUAAAAUCACCUUUCUAAGAACAACAAUAUAUAUAUAAAAUACACAUACUAUUGUACAUACACAUAGAUACAUACUAUAUCAUAGUGUAUAUAUAAACAUGAUGUAAACCAAAUGAAAUAUGAGGGCACAUUUGAACAUGAAAGAUGGGCAUUACGAUAAUCACAGCUUUUCUAUUGAUGUGGAUCUUUUUCCUUGCUACUAUCUAUGUGACGACAAAGCUCUUGAAUAAAACAUCUAAGUUGUUCAUUAA